AUGGAACAAGGAUUUACCAAGGCAAAUAGCUCUAAUUUGCCUAGAAUUGAUUUGUUGAUGCUGGGAGAGUUUCUUGGAGCUAACAAAGAUUUUUGUUCAGCAGAAUUUCGAAGUGUAAAAACUUCUAAGUCCUCUAAGCCAUCCUAUGGAGAUGACGCUGUAAGCUAUGUACAGCUGAAACGAGAUGGAAAGCUGUGUAUUGUGAAAGGCAAAAUCUGUCCUGAACAUAAAGUCCAUGCAAAGUUGUAUGGAGUGACUGUUGUAGUUGACGAAGAAGAUGAAAAAAUCAAGUCCAUAGAAUGCCACGACUGUAUUGCUUCACAAGGAGGGUACCAUGAGAGAGAC
Iphiclides podalirius (scarce swallowtail) is the source of this 345-nucleotide messenger RNA. The record is from the annotation of a GenBank genome assembly. NCBI's taxonomy places the organism in Eukaryota, Metazoa, Arthropoda, Insecta, Lepidoptera, Papilionidae.